UUUUUGAAUUGUAAUGUGAACGACAGUGUGAAAAUGUAAAAAAGUGGAAGUUGUCAAGUUUAUGGUGUCUCAGAUAAAUCAAGAUAAAUCAAUUGGCCACAAUCAUGAGAUAUAUUUAUUUCGUCACAGUGUUACUAGCAAAUGCUCACUAUUCUGAAGGGUUCCCGAUACGGUUGUGGCCAACUAAUGCACGUGGCACGGAAGGAUUUGUUGAGGCUUUUUACAAUGGUUAUUGGGGCUUUGUUGGUAAUCCAACGCUAAAAUUUACCGAUAAAACGGCAACAUUCUUAUGCAAAACACUGGGUUUGAGUCAAUUCGGUUUUGGUACUAGUUAUACAUCAAUGGAAAAUUACACAGGGUAUUCGUGGCUGUCUAGUUUGGAAUGUUUCGGAAAUGAGACUACUGUUGAUCAAUGUAAGAGAUCGUCCUGGUAUUUGUACAAUUACACAAGCAAGCCGUCAUGGUAUUACAGAUACGGCAGCAGACUGUACUGUCCUGAUACGAAACUAAUGGAUGGAGAAACGGAGAAUACAGGUUUCGUCUAUACAACAUUUUCAGGGAAGAUUUAUACUAUCUGUUACGAUGGCUUUGAUAUGAAUGCAGCUAAUGUUGUGUGUAACCAUCUUCGAUACAAUGGGGCAGUGAAUUUUAGUAGUGGUGAACCUGGCUCAACUCAAAUAUAUUACAAAAAACUAAUCUGUGAAGGAAAUGAAAGUUCAUUAACAGAGUGCGACACAGCCGAUGAUAUCAACUGUUCCAAAGCUGUUUAUAUCACAUGCAGAGCCGUACGUUUCACCCACUGGAAUGAGUACAAUGACGAAGGAGCAGUCGAAAUUUACCUCAAUGGAUCUUGGGGAUUCGUUGGUACUCCUGGAUAUAUUUUUGAUGAAGUAACGACUACAUACCUGUGCGAGAUAUUUGGUUUUGAGAAUAGUGGCUUCAGCACAUAUGCUCACCCUUUGGAGACGUAUUACAGAAAAGCCUGGCUGAGCUCUUUGACAUGCAAAGGAAGCGAGACUCAUAUAAUGCAGUGUGAUCGUUUUGGAUUUAGUUUAGUACCACCUCUUAUGCAUACAUAUAGGAGAGGAACAUGGCUUUAUUGUUUUGACUUUAAUAUAAAGACCAUACGGCUGGUAAAUGGGUCAACAUUUUAUGAAGGCAAAGUGGAGUUAGAUGUAAAUGGUCGGUGGGGAUCAGUUUGUACAAGUCACAUGUCAUUUUUGCAGAAAGAGUUUGCCGCCGAAGUCGUGUGUAAAUACCUAGGUUACUCGGGGAAAGACAAACUGCUCGAAGAUGAAAACAUCGCAAACACUGGUGAAUUAUUUUGGAUGUCGCGGAUAUCUUGUCAUGGAACUGAAUCGAGCUUAAUGGACUGUACAUACACUAAAGGGCCGAUUACUUCUUGUUAUGACAAUCCUGAGUAUCUGGCUGUUCAGUGCAUUGAUAUAGAUGAAUGUUUAUCAAGUCCAUGUCUUAAUGGAGGUUCAUGUGAAAAUGGAAAUCUAUCAUACUCAUGUCAGUGUCCUGACAAAUGGGGCGGUACAAACUGCGAGAUAGACCUAGAAUAUGAUGCCUGUAUAGAAACAACGUGUCUCAACAAUGGAACUUGCAAAGAUUUACUUAAAGGAUUUGAAUGUGCUUGUUCUAUUGGAUUCGAUGGGGAUAUUUGUCAAAAUAAUAUCAAUGACUGUGAACCGUCACCAUGCAGAAACGGGGGCAGUUGUGAGGACAGAGUCAAUGGAUACAAGUGUUACUGUAUAAGUGGUUACGCUGGCAUAAAUUGUCAGAUAGAUAUAGAUGAAUGCUUGUCUCAACCGUGUGAAAACAACGGUGAAUGUUCAGAUAGGAUGAAUGGAUACGGUUGCUGGUGUGCUCAAGGAUAUGGGGGAGACCGGUGCCAAAUAGAUAUAGAUGAGUGUAGUUCUUCACCUUGUGCAAAUGGCGGUAUAUGUGAAGAUUUGGUCAACGAAUACAAAUGUCACUGUGCAGAAAAGUUUGAAGGAAACCAGUGUGAAAAAAAAAUAGAAAGUCAAAUUACGUUGAUAGCAGUACUUGUGUCCGCAAUUUGUGUGUUACUACUUAGCAUUGUUCUGAUUGGUUGUCUCUGUCUCAGGUGCAGGAGGAAACAGAAAAAGACAAAAUCAAAAGGAGAGCCUAAACCAAAAACAGAGGAGGGAGCUUACCAAGAAUCAAAUACCACAGAACAAGAGGAGUACAAACAUAUUUACCAUUCUGUGAAAGAGAAUGCUUUCGGAACAGACCAUGGCGAAGUAUAUGCUGAAAUCAAAGAAGGGGAUUUGGAUGAUUAUAUAACUCCAGCAUCAGUUGUUGGACCAGCUAAGGAUGCUGAUGGCUAUCUUACAUUCGGAAAUGAUGAAAACAGAGGAGUAUGGUAUCAUAACCAAAAGGACAUAAAACCUGACGGCUAUUCAAUGCUGUACAGAUCUCAAACUUCGUAAUAGUAAUCUGCUACACAGUUUGCUUCGACGCAUUGAAUGCAGUUGUGAACAUAACGUGAUAUGUCCUUAAAAACAAGUCCAUAUUCAAUUUGGUGUUUGUCGUGUUGACUUAACGAAGUGUAUGUUAUUUAUUCCACGCAUUAACUGUAAUAUUCUCUAUUUCUGUUAUUCUGUGUUUUACGAUGACGUGAAAUUAUACGGUAAGGGAUAAUAAUAUGGCUGUCUUUGUGUUUAGAAAACACAAAUACCGGAAAAUGAACAUAAAAUAUACUGAAGACAAGAUUUUUUGGCAGAUAUCUUUUGGUCAUAGUCAUAGACAUUAAUAUUCUUGACUUUACAUGAUAUCGUUUAUUACAUAAAUCAUUACACCAGUCAUGUAAUUCUAAUUUCAAUAAGUGUAUGAAAAGUUAUGUUGUGCUUUUGAAAUAGCAUCAGUAACUUUAUGCUUCUUAAUUAAGAAUAAUAUCUAACACAUUUCUAAAAGGUCGCCAGCUCAUUUUUGAUAAAUAUAGCUUUUCACAGUUCUGUGUAUUUUAAAUUUUAUGCAUGCGAUGGUUUUCACUUCAUUUCCUAGUAAUUUGAUUUUUCGUCUGCUCGUUGUAUGAACGAUUAGACAGACGUAUGAUGUAGACAGAACUUGCAAAAAAAAGCUGUUUAACAAACAUAAUUACUUGAUAUUGUAAAUUGAAGGUUGUUUGCUUGUGUAGAAAAUCACUUUGUUACUAAACCGGAAUUAAAACAUGGAGUUAAAAGGAAAAUUAUUAAAAUUUCUUAUACACGUAUAGUUUCUGUUACUAUGAGUGAUUGCAAAGACUGUUGCUAUUUUGAACAGCAUGAUAUAUGAUCUGUUAAAUGUAUUGAGCUGCGCAAUUAUAAAAUAAUGAUGUUCGAUUUUUA
Mercenaria mercenaria is the source of this 3356-nucleotide messenger RNA. RefSeq names its product scavenger receptor cysteine-rich type 1 protein M160-like. The record is from RefSeq and is a predicted model, not a curated record. The transcript is spliced from 18 exons. The coding region runs from base 105 to 2459 and encodes 784 amino acids. Lineage: Eukaryota; Metazoa; Mollusca; Bivalvia; Venerida; Veneridae. Gene Ontology annotation, biological process: heterophilic cell-cell adhesion; establishment or maintenance of epithelial cell apical/basal polarity. Gene Ontology annotation, cellular component: protein-containing complex; plasma membrane. Gene Ontology annotation, molecular function: calcium ion binding.